Metarhizium album ARSEF 1941 is the source of this 972-nucleotide messenger RNA. Its product is annotated as Metallophosphoesterase domain protein. The record is from RefSeq and is a predicted model, not a curated record. The transcript is spliced from 3 exons. Lineage: Eukaryota; Fungi; Ascomycota; Sordariomycetes; Hypocreales; Clavicipitaceae. Gene Ontology annotation, molecular function: hydrolase activity. Bases 1 to 972 code for a protein of 323 amino acids.
AUGGGCCUCCUGGUCUGGCUCGGUCUCCGUCGCAGCAGUCAGUGGGAGAGCUUGACAAUCCUGGACCAUGUCAUCGACUCGCCUCUCACGUUCUUCACCGUCAAUUUCUAUCAUCUGGUGCUGCUCCUGAGAGGCACGCCCUUCCGCCCGCCGCGGCACCAGGCAUCAAUACGCGUAGUGUGCAUCUCGGACACGCACGACCAAAUAGUGGACGUGCCACCUGGCGAUAUCCUCAUCCACGCAGGGGACCUCACCGAUUCUGGCACCGCUGCCGACAUACAGAAGCAACUGGACUGGCUGAAGACGCUUCCCCACACAGUCAAAGUUGUCAUCGCCGGCAAUCACGACAGCUACUUCGACAUCCGGAGCCGGUGCGACGACGACCGCAGGCGGGGUGCCCGGCUAAAUCUGGACGGCAUCAUCUACCUGCAAGGAGAGACUUCUGUUCACGAUAUCAGAGGGAGGGAGAUUUCCAUCUUUGGCGCCCCCGAUGUUCCCGAGUGUGGCCCCAGGAGCUUUGCGUUCCAGUAUUCACCUACGCGGCCCCCUUGGCUUAGCAAGGUGCCUCCCCAGACAGACAUCUUCGUCACUCACAGCCCACCAAAACACCACCUAGAUCUAGAUCUUGGCUGUCCCCACCUUUUGAGAGAAGUCUGGCGCGUGAAGCCCAGACUACACGUAUUCGGACAUUGCCACUGCGCCUACGGCAAAGAGUCCGUCUACUUUGACGAUGUGCAAGUUGCCUACGAGCGCCUUCUCUCGCGGCCGCGACGCGGCUUCUUCUGGGAUUUCAUCCCCAAUCAGUCUUGGGUCGACAUGUUUGAAAUCGUCCUUCACGGCAUCCACAGCGUCCUUUGGAAAUGGCUCAUGAGUGGCCCGGGCAGUAACCAAGGCAGCCUGAUGGUCAACGCCUCUCAAAUGUACAGAAAUUCCGGAAAGACUGUGAGCCGAGCCGUUGUUGUAGAUAUCUAG